Messenger RNA from Aureobasidium subglaciale EXF-2481, 1946 nucleotides. RefSeq lists its product as uncharacterized. The coding region runs from base 337 to 1764 and encodes 475 amino acids. The record is from RefSeq and is a predicted model, not a curated record. The transcript is spliced from 2 exons. NCBI's taxonomy places the organism in Eukaryota, Fungi, Ascomycota, Dothideomycetes, Dothideales, Saccotheciaceae.
UACUCCGCUACCGUAUCGAUUGGCGUGCGAAGUGUGCCGAUCUGAUUGCUCCGCCUGAGUGGAAGGUGACGCACUCGACCGAUCGCGCCAUCUGGUUCUGGGGUGCUGGGUUAGGCCAAGGAUUAACUGCAGAUGAGAAGACGAUCCUCAAGGAGUUCAAUGCUACCUUUGCUCGGUUUGUGAACGGAGACGAUGUGCAGUGGAGCCAGCAAGGACCAAAGAUGAUGUACAGACUUGACUCUGCCGGUCAGACUGGCAUGUGGGAGGAUGAUAGGUGGGACCAUGGCCUUGAAGGUUGGGAGGCCAUGAACGGAUGAGUGAAAUAUAUGCAAGCAGAUGAUGGCCUGCGAUGCAGCAACAAGACAUUGGAGGCUUUCCCGGGGGGUUUGUUUUGGUCUGUCUCGAGCUGUCUCUUUUGAGUCGUUUGUCUCGUUUGUCUUGGAGUCGUGCGGACUUCACUCGUCUUUGACAACGAGUAAGUCUCACAAAGACAACCACCGAAGCCAUACCGCAUCGCGUCAACGCGUGUACAGAAGCUUCCAUCACCACUUUUCGUUAGCAUCAUCUCUUCUUUCGCAUCCAGUUUCCACCCCCAAAUCUGUGCCCAACGUCAACAAAAUGGAUGAAGAAACCAGCAACAUGCUCGCAGAAGCCAUGGCCGCCGGCGACCGCGUUUACAGCAUGCGAGUCAACGCAGUCUUCUAUAGCAAGUAUGCUCAGUGCACUCUGUGGUCACUGCCUGAUCCGCUCGACGGACCUUCGCGUGCACCUUGCUAUGCUCCCUUCGGACAGGCAGCACCACCCCCCAUCACCACCUGCGAUGGACCUGCACCUGUAUCUGAGCCCGAGACCGUGCAGACCGUUGGCCCUUUCUCGAGCGACGUCCAUAAGCCGUGGGAGCGUGGCUCCAAACUGGACAAGAAAACCAGGAAGCUGGAUUUCGGCCGCAGCAAAAUCAGAGCUCCCAGCACGAAGAACAAGGGUUCCAGCCAGAUCGGAACGGAACAAUUUGACACCAGAGUCAAGCAGGGAAGUCCUCUCGGUAGCUCAAACAAAGUCAAGAAGAGAGCAUCUGGCAAGCGGAGACCAAAGACGCUCAACGUCGGUGUCGAGCAGAGAAGUACUCAUGACGGCUUGAGUAACGUCAGCUCUGAGAGCAACGGCAAUGAGCUCUCAAGUUCCGCUCCAUCCACAGACAUGUCCUCAGCUGGCUCGCACGAGUCCACCACUCAAGCUUCUGAAGUCAGCGAACAAUCCGAUGUCGUUAUCAAACCUCUCUGUCAAGUGCCCGAGAAGAAACCGCGCUCUUUCAGACUUCUUCUUCCGCGCCCACCUUCAGGCUCGGACACCUCCAACUAUCAUGCAUCGCAGCUGUCCCAGAUCGCUCCAAAAGUUCCUGCCAGUCAGCUUCGCUACACCUACGACACCCCAACCAAUUAUACCAAAGUCUAUCACAAAAUCUUACCUGCAGUGGCCCUCAACCGUGAUGGCAACCAGCUCCCAUCCGUAGCCCGGCCUGACUCAAGAAACAUCGCGUACAACUCUAGCAACGCUCAGCGUUAUGAUCCUGGUAUCUCGACCGACGAUAACUCCAGCAGUGUCCAGUACCAGAAUGUUCCUGCCAACUCGGUCCACGAUCAUCCUGGAAGUCUGCACAUGGAACGUCAGAUGCCCGAGCCGGCUCCCUCCACUGCCCAAGCUGCGAUCGCCCAGAUGAGAAAAAACAGCCGCGGUCUUACCCGCAUCGACGGCCCCUCGUACUGAAGCAAGACCUGCAGAAGAGAAUGAGAGACGUGAAACGAAGAGAUGAUGCCGAGCUCAGCUUCCAGUCAUCAAACGGCUAUCAAGAGGCACGGAACUUAUCGUCAACAGAUGAGUGUUUGCUAGAGUUCCAAUGAGGGCUCAAGGAAAACCAAAGUAGAGUGGCUCGGUGUAGUAUUAGCAAA